Messenger RNA from Mucor velutinosus, 267 nucleotides. RefSeq lists its product as uncharacterized. NCBI's taxonomy places the organism in Eukaryota, Fungi, Mucoromycota, Mucoromycetes, Mucorales, Mucoraceae. The record is from RefSeq and is a predicted model, not a curated record. The transcript is spliced from 3 exons. The coding region runs from base 1 to 267 and encodes 88 amino acids.
AUGUUGAAUAAAAUCCAUUCAACACUGACAAACAACAGCAAUGAUAACAAUCAAGAGACCAUAACGGCCAAUGAUGAUCAACAGGCCUUUCAGGAUUGUCUGCCUUGUAAGAUCACUGGUGCAUUAGGCUUUGGAGGUUUAGGGGCCUAUGCUUUGCGAGAAGCAUCUGUUGUAAAUAAGCUACCAGGCAGAGCAAAGACGGCAGUUGGGCUGGGAGUAACGGGUGUUGUGUUCGUAUCAGCAGGCCUCUACAGACUUGCCAUGUAG